UUAAAAGCGCUCGGAAUGACGCCACCAGCUCCUCCUCGCCGCUGCGAGGGUAGACGCGGACCAAUCCCAGCCUCCCAGAGCCGGGCCGAGGACGUGGUGACCAUCUCCUCCAAGUACAAGCAGAAGUACGAAUGCCGCCUGCCGCCGGCUGCCAUCAAGAUCCACCGGGAGCCUGAAGAUGACCCCCGGGGUUACAGCGGGCUGGGCAUCACGGAGCUGCUGCGGCCCAUGGGUGCUGCGCCCUGUCUCCGUAAGACCAAGGACUGGUGGACGUAUGAGUUCUGCUACGGGAGGCACAUCCAGCAGUACCACAUUGAAGAGUCGGAUAUCAAGGGAGACGUCCUGUACCUGGGCUACUAUCAAUCUGCCUUUGACUGGGACAAUGAGACUGCCAAGGCCUCGAAGCAGCACCGUCUCAAGCGCUAUCAUAGCCAGACCUACGUCAACGGCUCCAAGUGUGACCUCAAUGGUCGCGCUAGAGAGGCUGAGGUCCGGUUCCUGUGCGAGGAGGGCUCGGGUGACUACAUCGCGCGGGUGGAUGAGCCGCAGUCGUGCUCCUAUGUGCUGACAGUGCACACGACCCGCAUCUGCCACCACCCCUUCCUACGCCUGCCCGCAGCUGCCGCACCCCAGCCCAUCCGCUGCCAGCCUGCGCUAAGCCCUGCCCAGUACCUCCAGUAUGUCCAGGCCCAAGUCUCUGACACUAAGCGCAAGGUGGAGGAGAUCUCGGAGGAGCUACGGACGCUGGACACACGGCUCUGGAGUGAGCAGGACCCCAGCCCGGCCAAGCCCCCACCCAGGGAAGACCCUUCCCUCGAUGGUGAGCCCUCUGCUCCCAGCCUGGCGGAGAAUGCUGGCCCCCGAGACCCCCCACCCACAGCAGAUGACCCGUUGGACCCCACCAAGGAGGAGGAACCCACAGUAAAGGCACCUGAUGGCCCCCUGGCAGAUUUCCACCGGAAAAUCCAUUUCAAGGUGAUUCGGAGCCCGGGGGACCUGGUGCAGCUCAUCGAAGAGCUGAAAGCAAGUGCCCGGAAGGCCAAGGCAAAGGCAGCAGACCUCAGCCCAGAGCCCCCUGAACCCGAGGAGGCGACAGCAGGGCCUGAACCCCCUGAGGAGGAGCAGGAUGAGGCCGAGCUGCUGGGCGCCUUCGAGAAGGAGCUGCAGGAGCUGCUGCCUGGUGCCCGCUCCCCACGGCUGGGGGCCGAGGUGCGGGCCCGUGUGGAGAAGGAGUUUGACAACAUCCUGGACGAGGUCGAGGACGAGCUGGAGACCGAGGGCCUGAAGGGUGAGUUUGACCGCACCCGGGCUUCUAAGUCACUGGCUUCCACCCUCAACAAGCUCAUCGACCGCCUGGACGCAGGCACCGGUGCCCCCAAGGGGCACAAGGAAGAGGAGGAGGCUGAAGAUGACACCAGCCCUGCUACCAAGCCGGAGGCUGAUGGUACGGAUGAGCGGGUGAGGGUGCGGGUGACCCGGGUGCGCCCGGGCAGCACUCUGCAGAAGGAGCUGCCCGUGCGGGAGCAGGGCAAUGAGAGCCCACGGCUGCGCCACCUCGAGCGCGAAGUCCGGGACCUGCUGGACCGUGAGGGGCUCAAGGCUGAAGGGAAGAUCGAGAUCAAGAUCAUGACGCCGGGCGGCUUCGGGGACGAGGAUGAUGCCCACUGGCUCUCUGACGAGGACACCCGCCAUCUCAAGGACAUCUUUUUCAACAUCCUGGGAUUUUUCCUUGGCUCUGGCUGA
Alligator sinensis (Chinese alligator) is the source of this 1743-nucleotide messenger RNA. RefSeq names its product OS9, endoplasmic reticulum lectin (gene OS9). Bases 16 to 1743 code for a protein of 575 amino acids. The transcript has 15 exons. Gene Ontology annotation, cellular component: endoplasmic reticulum lumen. Gene Ontology annotation, biological process: endoplasmic reticulum unfolded protein response; retrograde protein transport, ER to cytosol. The record is from RefSeq and is a predicted model, not a curated record. NCBI's taxonomy places the organism in Eukaryota, Metazoa, Chordata, Crocodylia, Alligatoridae.